This is a messenger RNA of Cololabis saira (Pacific saury), 5630 nucleotides long. It is a transcript of the gene zbtb42, whose product is annotated as zinc finger and BTB domain containing 42. The transcript is spliced from 2 exons. NCBI's taxonomy places the organism in Eukaryota, Metazoa, Chordata, Actinopteri, Beloniformes, Belonidae. Gene Ontology annotation, cellular component: nucleus. Gene Ontology annotation, biological process: regulation of transcription by RNA polymerase II. Gene Ontology annotation, molecular function: RNA polymerase II cis-regulatory region sequence-specific DNA binding; protein binding; DNA-binding transcription factor activity, RNA polymerase II-specific. The record is from RefSeq and is a predicted model, not a curated record. The coding region runs from base 176 to 1762 and encodes 528 amino acids.
AGCAGCGCUGAGAGCAGCCUGCCUUCCCAGGGUCGGAGCGCAGCUCAAGAAGCGACGAGGAGAAGCCAACAUCUGGCCGCACAUCAUGAAAGGACGGCAGGGCGCGGACGGUUGAAAAAAAUUAAAAAAAAUUAAAGACGACGAAGCGGGCGGGAAUACAUGUUAUGAAGGAAGAAUGGAGUUCCCAGACCAUAGCCGCCAGUUGCUGCAGUGUCUGAGUCAGCAGCGUCACCAAGGUUUCCUCUGUGACUGCACUGUUCUCGUCGGAGAGGCUCGAUUCAAAGCGCACAGAGCCGUGCUGGCCUCCUGCAGCAUGUACUUCCAUCUCUUCUACAGGGACCAGCUAGACAAAAGGGACGUUGUGCAUCUCAACAGUGACAUUGUGACAGCCCCGGCUUUCAGUCUGCUCCUUGAAUUUAUGUAUGAGGGGAAGUUGGAAUUCAGCACCCUGCCAGUGGAGGAUGUGCUGGCCGCAGCCAGCUACCUCCACAUGUAUGAUAUAGUGAAAGUGUGCAAAGGCAAGCUGAAGGAUAAGGAACUUUCGUCCAUGGAUGAAAAGAUAGGAGGAGGUCUGGGACUCAGCUGUUUGGACAGGGAAAAUUCCUCAGAUGGCGAGCUGGACAGCAAGCAGCACAUUCGGCGACAGACACUGUCUCAGGGGCUUCACAGGCCCCCCCAUGCAGAAGAGUUUGACAUGGACAACAGUGGAGUCAGGCUGGCUGUCACAGAUUGUGAUAGGUCUACGCAGAGCAGGCAGAAGGCAAACGGUCACUCUGUCAGGUCCCCGGACCUUGUAGGUGUCAAUUAUGUGUCAGCAGAGGCCGAGCCCUGCAUCCAAACAGCUGGAAAAACAAAAGCUGAUGUCAGUAGUUUCACCGUAUUGUUGUCCCAGAGGUCUCGGGCUUCGGAUGACAUGGACUGCGCACUGGAUUUGUCUUUCAAGCCUCUGUCUAGCAGAGAUCCCUUACACCCCUCCUACAUCUCGGGACAGCUGGCCCUCGACAGCCAGCAGCAGGGCACUGAGCCACUUGUUAAAGACGAACACGACUUGCUGUCAGAGCAGGAGGACAGUGAGCCGAUGAGCCCUGAGAGCCAGCGCUUUGGGAAUAGUGCCAGGAGCUCAGUGGUGACAGGGUUCGCUGCCCUCUUCCCAGGCAACAACGGCGCUACAGCCGCCCUGCUCUCCCAGGAGGAGGACCUGAUGGACGAGGAGGGGGAGGCCUGCAGAGGGAGGGAGGGCGCCCCAGGCAGGGAGGUAGAUGGGAGGGGGAGGCUGCUAGGGGACAGCGAGGAAGAGGAGGAGGACGAUUUGGCCUCUUCAGACAUCUCCACCUCCAGCGGGGUGCUCCUGCCCCCGGGGCAACAGGUGUGCGUGUGUCCCCUCUGCAGCAAAGUCUUCCCCAGCCCCCACGUGCUGCAGCUGCACCUCAGCUCCCACUUCCGCGAGAAGGACGGCGCUCGCUCCAAGCUGUCCCCGGACGGCUCGGUGCCCACGUGCAUGCAGUGCAACAAGACCUUCUCCUGCAUGUACACCCUCAAGCGUCACGAGCGCACGCACUCUGGCGAGAAGCCAUACACCUGUGGCCAGUGUGGCAAGAGCUUCCAGUACUCCCAUAACUUGAGUCGGCACGCCGUGGUCCACACACGUGAGAAGCCUCACGCCUGUAAGUGGUGCGAGCGGCGCUUCACUCAGUCCGGGGACCUUUACCGCCACAUCAGGAAGUUUCACUGUGGCCUUGUUAAGACUCUCGCCAUUGGAUAAAACGCCUCUCUCACUACUAGUGCCAUGAUAUGAGACAGAAUGUCUUUUCUUACUCUGAAUUCUACUACUGAACAAUUUCUCUCAUUUUUUGCUGUUUAGUGUACACAUGUGGGCAGUUUUGUUGGAGACAAAUCCUUUUGGAGUUUAUCCCAUGUGGCAUUUCUCAAAUUUAAAGAUGUAGCAGCUUCAAAAGUGGGGUUGUUUUCUCUAUGCUGGACUGUAUCGCAGCACGCAUGAUCAUCAGGGGCAGUCAGGUGGAGGUGCCCAGGCUGUUGCGAUUUAACGCAGAUGCUGUGAAUCUCCAGCUGGAUCUGUGUCACUGAAGGUUAACAAAUGUAGACGAUGCACUCUUUUGUUUCUGUCUUGUUUGUGUCAAUCUUGUUGAGUUUGUUUUGGGGAGUAUAUUUUCUGAAAGAAAAAAGCAUACGUUCAUAUCCUUUUGCCGAUAGCUAAUGCUAACACACAAUCGUCAGAGAGCGAAACUUUAUUUGUGCACAUGGGAGAUCAGAACCGUCCAUGAGUAGCAUUAUUAUUAUUGUUUUUUUUUUUAAAAACAUCUACAUUAAUUCUAUUAUUUAUUUUUUUGGAGCUUGUGAAGUUUUUAAGUAAACUAUCAUAAGGCAGCAAAACUAAUGAAGUCUGACUACUGGAAGUAUGAGUUAUGGUUUUCAUGGAAGAUUAUUUGAAAUUAAGUUUUUAUAUGAAUAGAAGCAAUCAGUCAUUAUUAUUAUUAUAAUUAUUAUUGUUAUUAUCAUUAUUAUUAUGAUUAUUAUUGCCUUGGGUUGCCUCACCAGCUCUUUUUGGUUUCUAAUGUGACUGCGCACAUCUUGAUGGAUUCCCACUUAAAAAAAGAGUUUGGUAAAUCAGAGAUAGUAGUUUUAAAAACAAAUGCCUCUCACUCUGGUGCCCGAUGCUUCACCUAGUGUACUUCUUAUUGUUUUAGUGCGAUUUAUAGCCAUGCCUUAUUGUCUGUUUCAUAGACUUUUGAGGCCUUUUUAAAAACCUGGAUAACGCCCGGCGUACCAGGCGUUAACGGGGACGAUAAUCUACUCUGGAGCUGACCCAUAAAACAAGUCAAUCAGGCCCAUGUAAAUUCAGUGUUAUCAUCUCAGUUGGGCUGAAAGCAAAUGGUUUUCUAGUAAAUUAUCUUGUUAUUUCCUGGUGUGACGCAAGGAGUAAGUACACUGAUGGGUGUUUAGGAUAAACCCUCAGCAGGCAGAGUAACAGCACAACUUAUCUUAGUUAAACACUGUCAGUCCAUCAAAGCUGUGCCAUUCAGCAAAAAUCUACUGUAUUUUCUUUCUUUGAAUUAACUCUUUCACAUCACUGUAUUUGUGUUUAAGUUACUACUGAUGAAGACUUUAGCGACGCUGCCCUUGAAAGAACCUUUUGGGGCGGGUAAAUGCUUCUUCUCUCCGUUCACAUAGAAGCUAUAUGGAUUCUUUACCAGGGGUGUAGCACUACAAGUUUGUAAUAUUUGUCUAAUCUGUCCUGAAAAGACUUGAUCACAAUUUAUUUAUUAGUUUGACUUGGUUCAGGGUUUACUGUAGCUGUAGUUUUUUUUUUUGUUUGUUCGUUUGUUUUUCUUUGAGCUUGACAGACGCUGUCUUUGCCUAGCAAUCUUGGUACUCAUUAACCGGUGUUGGGGCUGUCCAUUUUCUUUGUGCAAAUCAUGUUACUGUAAUUGUAUUUUAAUAUAUUGUUUAGAAAUCUCUAUAAAGUAUUCAAGAUUUGUCACAUGGAACAUAGAGAAGCACUUGUUUUUUUAGCAUGCAUAUAGUUUCAACACUAUUGUCUAGGCUGCUAUUUCUUACAAUUUUGUGUAUUUAAUGUAAAUAUAUAUGAUAUUUAUCAAAUGGUUUUGUUUUCCAUGUUACUACACAGAUAUGGUUGAGAGUUUGGCGUCUUAUUAAGGCUCCAGUUUUAGUGUCAUGUCUUCCCCAGGGGGAGCUUGCUUCCUUUUUCCAUAGUGAAGACUUUAUUGGACCCCCACCUCAGUACAAAUCAGAGCAGUUAAAAACGCUCCGGCUUCUGUUCGGCCACAAGAAACAGUUGUUCUCAAGCACAGCCACACUGAUACGGCACCGGCUACCUUCAGACGGGACAAUACAGGCAUUGUUCCCCCACCACCACUCCUACCUUCCAGGUUCCAGGUAGUUUUCAAGGGGUCAUUGUGCAUCUCUCUGCUAGCUGUGGGGAGAGAAGGCACUUGGAGUCUCUCUUUGCACUUUUCUGCCCUGAAUGGAGCCUGUGGAAUGUGAGAAAUGUAUAAAGCAAGGCGAGACUGCAGACAGGUGUAUUGUUUGGAGGCAUCAAAGAGCAUCCCAUCUCAUCCCAGCAUGCAGCAGAUGCAACUUCAUUGUUCCUCCAUGUGGAGGAGAAACAAACAUAAUUUGGUUGCACAUCUAUCAGGAUCUUGUCAAAAUGAUCAGAGUGCUUAUUUUUUUUAAUUUUUGGCUCUGUUAUUCAGACAUCUCUUAGAACAACAAAUGAAAUCACACAUGCAUUUUCUCAAAAAAAGUGGUACUAUUUGUCAGGACUUUUACUGGAGGAGGCCAAGUAGAAAAGGGAUUUCUGUCAGAAUUACUCCAAUCUCUCAUCUUACCCGAGCUGAAGUCGCCAAACCGAGCUAGAAUGACUUAAAACAACCCUGUCGUUCAUAAAACGGUUAAACCUCUUCAGAGCGGUAGAUAGAUUUCGGAGAAUUUGACUGCAAGUUUCUGAGCACACAGGAAUCUAUGUGUUGUCACUUUUUUUUCUCGAUGUGGCACAAGUUAUAAAAGUGCUUCUGAUAGGCUAAUGUACAAGUGUACAGCAGUAGAACGACUAACGUUUCUUGUUGUUUGCGGUCUUUAUUUAUACCUCCAGGGUGGUCACCGACUGUGCCUUGUAGACACACAAGCAGGUGUUGCCUCUGGAGAAGCCCUUUUGUCUAUAUUGUACAGUUUUAUUUCCCCCCCCCUUGACUGCGGUGGUAAAGUUCAUAUCAACAUUGGCCUGCUGAUGUGAUACAAUUAAACUGUUAUGUCAUUGAAAAAAAAAAAUCAUAUCACAUUGUUAAUUAAGGCUAAACUAAGAGCUGAAAGUCCAUUUAUUAGUGCUGCUUUGUGAGAGAUUACAUCGAAGUUUUGACAUUUAUGUGAACAAAUACACUCUGGUUGUGUUAAACUGAAGUUUUGUUGUGUUGGUUUUUUAUGACGCCAACACUACAGGGAACUAACAAUCCGUUCCUUACAACUAGAACUUUUCUUUCUUUUUUUUUUGAUAAGUUUAUGUCACUGCUGAAUGUGAAAAAACUAGAGAUUUUUGAUUGUUGACUUGAAACAGUGCUACUCUUGAUCGAGGGCUAUGUUUGCCUAACUCAUGCUGUAUCAUUUUUACUUUUUUGUCUGGAAAAAAAACUUUUUUCUGAUACUGGAAUUUUGUCCUCAGCAGGUUACAACUGUGAAAUUGUGUAUAAUCAUGAAAAAUAUUUAUUACUGCAUAUGGUUCUUGUGCAACAUUUGACUGUCUCGGUUUUAAUUUGGUUUAAAAAAAAAAAAAAAAAAGAAGAAAAAAAAACCUCUAAAUGUUCAAACGGAAACCUUUUUAAAUAGAAUUCGUAGAAGUGCCAUUAGAAUUUAAUAUAAUUUUUUUAAUGAGAAAGGUAUAUUUUAUAGUAAUCGAUUGCUUCAGUGUUAGUGGUGUAGAGAUUAGAGGACAAUCUUUACGCAGAGUUGACAUUGCUUAGAUAUUGAGGCAAUUUACUUUGAUCUAUAAAUGUAUGUGCAUUUUUUCUUUGCGCUUUUGGAGAGUGUUUGUGUGCGUGUGCUGUGGAAAUGUGACAAUCUUGAUUUAGAUCUUUAUUGAGAUUAUACAUAGAAUUAAA